UCCCAGUCCUCUAGCCUGAGAGAGUUGGACCUGAGUAACUCUGACCUGCAGGAUUCAGGAGUGAAGCAUUUAUUUCUUGGACUGGAAAGUCUAAACUGUAAACUGGAAAUUCUCAGGUCAGUUUAAAAAUUUUCCAUCAAAGAUCAUUGAACACAUUAUGUUUAUAACUGAAUCAAUAGAUCAUCUUUAUAGAAGAUGGAUCGUCAGCUUUGCCUUUGGAUGGAUUAUUACCUUCUAAAUUACUGUCUUAUAUUUUUUCAUGGUGGAACUUUUUCAUAAUUUCUUCUGCUCUUUUUGAAAUUUAGUGCAGUUUUGCUUCCAUAACAUACCAAAUUCCUAAGAAAAUGUUGGAAUGAUAUGUUUAAGUGUUGGUUACUGUCCAUGUUUCUUUAUAUUAUUGAGACUAUGUGGAGUGUAAAUGAAAUAAGGACCUAGUUGUCCUUUUAUUUGGCUGGAAGAAGGUGUGAUAGAGGGACCCAAAUGCACACAGUGUUGCAAUGCAAGUCAAUGUUUUGUUCAGAGAUUUUCAGUGUUCAACUUUUCAACUGUCAUCUCAGUACCACACACUCUUCUUCCUCUGGAACAACAGCAACUGGAAUAGGGAAGACAUGUUUACUGUGAUGGAUAUCCGCUGUGCCAGCCAGCUUUCCCUGGCACUGUCCCCUGAACCCGCUGCUUCACCACUCCCAUGCAGCCACAGCAGGCGAUUUAAAACAUAAACUACAAAGAGAGAAACUGAAAACUACAAACUUAUUGAAAACUGAAAACAUGCUAGGCCUGAAAACACUGCCUAUGGGAAACACUGGGUCAGGGAGAACAGAACUCCCACAAAAUACAGGAGGGCACUGCAACUAUAUAUAUAUUUUUAAAAAUCCCCUCUUGCUCCUGCAGGCCGUCUAUCCUUCAAGCCCAGUCCUCUACCAGAGGCCUGGGAGCUUGCGGGUUCUACACAGUAUCUUAGCUGUUCCUAGGACUGUGUUCUUCUCGACAGAUAUCUCCAAUUUUGUUGCUGGUAUCUCCACUUCCUAGUGCUCCGAUUACUACUGGCCUGCUAGAAUCUCGGACCCUUGUCUCAGGGGCAUCUUUACACAGCCUGCACCUGGGAUCUUGCCUAGUGUGACAGACCCCAGCCUCUAUGGAUCUUGUACUCAGAGCUUGUUCCUGUGCUGCCAUGAUUAGUGCCUCUGUGCUGUCUUUCAGUCCAGCUUUAUCCAGCCACUGUUAGGAUUUCUGGAUGUCUGUCAGUUCCUCUAUCUGCCCAUGGUAAAUACCAUAUCAUACAGGCGCCUGUAGUUCCAUGAUGGUUCUUCCUCUUCCUCCUCUUUCUUGAGUUUCUGAUGCCCGAGGUAUUCACUGAGCAUUCAGCUGGGAUAAUCUUCCUGAUGUAUUCGUGAAUGGUCAUUGUCUCAUCCUGGAUGGUAAUACUGACACUCACCAAUCCCCAACCUCUGUCCUUCUGCUUAGCGUACAGCCUCAGGGUGUGGAUUUGAGGUGCAAUCCUCCAUGCAUGCAGUUGUUUCUAUUGUUUCCUUUGGCUACCUUAUUAUCCUAGCAGGCUACCUGAUCAUGCGUAGGUGUUGAUAGCCCGUAUAUUGUUCUUAACGUUCACCUGACUCCUCAGGACUUGCCUUACUCUCUGCAGGUACUUGUUGGUAGCAGCCUCUUCAUAGUUCCCAUUUGCCUGUGGGAUCCCCAGGUACUUGCAACUGUCCUCUUUAUCUGCAAUUUUGCCUUCUGGUAGUUAAAUCCCCUCAGUUCUGACUACCUUACGUCUCUUUGUUAUCAUCGGACUACAUUUCUCCAGUCUGAACGACAUUCCAAUGUCAUUUCUGUAUAUCCUUUUUAAUAUGGAUCAGUGAAUUGAUGUCUCAUCCACUCUUGGCAGACAACUGCUCCAUUCUGCAGUCAGUAUCCGUAGCCAGUCUUGUCAAUGAUCUUACUGAGGGGGUUCAGGCCUAUGUAGAACAGCAGCAGGGACGGAUUGUUGUCUGCCACAUUCCCAUUGAGUUCAUGAUGAAGGCUCUUAGGUCCUGUUGGUCUUGUAUAGGUCUAGGCAUUAUAGGAUCCAGGUAUGAAGCAUUGAGUCAUAGGCCUUCUUGUAAUCAAAUCAUGUAGUUCACAGUUUGGUCAGCCUGGUCUUGCAGUCUCGUUUGACUGCACGGUCUACCAGUAGCUGGUGUUUUCCACGUCUGUUAUUAGUCUUAGUCUACAGUCUCCUUCUCCAUGGAGGGUGCUCCUUUGUGGAUGAUGAUAUAUUCUCACACUGAUCCUGCAUGGUGAUGCUACCAUCCACCCACUCCUCCUGGAUUCACAUCUUCAUCAUCAUCUUUAUCAAUCCUCACAAUAUUCCACCUUCAUCCGCUUCAUGUUCAGGUGCCUAAUUUUCUCCAUGGGUUAUGGUGGGACGUUGAGUGCUGAAGUCAAACAGAUCUCAGAAAUUAAAGACUGAUUCAUUUAUAUUUUGUAUUAUGAGAAGCAGCUAGCUUAUCCAUUAUUCUCCUUAUAGGCUCGGGCUAUUCAUAGAUUUGCUAUGAUACUCUGAGCAUUUUUUCUGUUUUCACUCGUAAUGCUUUUUAUAUGCAUAUCCUUAACUUUUGUCCUCUCUGUCCACAGUUUGUCUUUUGUUCUUUUCUCUUCGUGCACAUCCCCCUGUGCCCACCUCCCACCCAAACAGCCAUGUUAAAUGGCUAGUCUUGAUCCCCAAUGCUACAAAGUGCUCCUCACACUGAUGGUCUUAUUGAUGGGGCUUUCUUGCUUAUAUUUCAUAGCAAGUUAUAUUGUACAUUUGUCAGGCUGUCUGAUCACAGAGGAAGGCUGUACUUCUCUGGCCUCAGCUCUGAGCUCCAACCCUUCCCAUCUGAGAGAGUUGGACCUGAGCUACAAUCAUCCAGGAGCCUCAGGAAUGAAGCUGCUGUUGGCUGGACUUAAGGAUCCACGCUGGAGACUGGACACUCUUAGGGUGGAGCCUGCUGGAGUCCGAUGGUUGACACCAGGUCUGAGGAAGUAUUCCUGUCAACUCACAAUCGACACAAACACAGUACACAUGAACCUCAAACUGUCUGACCACAACAGGAAGGUGACAUAUGUGGAGGAGGUUCAGUCAUAUCCUGAUCAUCCAGAAAGAUUUGAUGUUCAUCCUCAGCUGCUGUGUAGAAAUGGUCUGACUGGUCGCUGUUACUGGGAGGUCAAGUGGAGAGGAAGAGUUGAUAUAUCAGUGAGUUACAAAGGAAUCAAGGGAAAAGGAGACACUUAUGACUGUAGGUUUGGACAGAAUGAUCAAUCCUGGAGACUACGCUGCUCUAAUGAUGGUCCUCAUUCUGUCUGUCACGAUAAGAGAGAAACAUCCAUCCCCUCCUCCUCCUCCUCUUCUGUCUCUAACAGAGUAGCAGUGUAUGUGGACUGUCCUGCUGGCACUCUGUCCUUCUACAGAGUCUCCUCUGACACUCUGAUCCACCUCCACACCUUCAAAACCACAAUCACUGAAAUGCUUUAUCCUGGAUUUUCGAUCUGUUCUAGUUCCUCAGUGAGUCUGUGCUAAGUUGAGUGUAAAGAGUGAACUCCUGUUAGAGAACACUCUGACUCUUGAAGAGAUAAUUCAGUCUGUACAUGUCUGUCUCUUUUGCUCAAACUCAUUUUCAGAGUCAUAAAUUCAAUCAGUUUAUGUUUUAAACUGUUAAAUGAUUCCUUGUAAACUUUAGCAAUCAUUUUUGCAAACUAAUAAGUUGAAAAUGCUUCAGCCAUAUAAGAUGAAUGUAUUGGCUCAAUAGUUUAUAAAGCAACAUUUAAUGUCUGAAAAACAUUGAGACUGUUAAAGACAGCAAACUGUGUCUUCGUAGUAAAGGGCCCAGUGCGCUCUCACUGCUGCUGUUUAUUUCUAAGGUGACGGCUGCACAUUGGAGCUGUGAAACUUUAAACUCCAUUGAGACAUUAAAACUUACUGUCCCACAGCCUGAUAAAGGGGACGUGGAAAUCGCUGCUGUUUGUGGCAGAUCAAAGUGAAAUAAAUGUAAUUGGUUGAACAGGUAUUUGUGGUCUGUGCUUUGUGUUUCCAGCAGUGUGAAAGAGACUCAGCGGCAGAUUAGAAUCAAGUUAUAUAAACAUUUCCACUUUCUCUAUUGAAAGUAGAAACUAGAGAACAGGAGGGAGUCAGAGCUGAACAUUUCUGCCUGUUUCACAUUCUCCUUGAAAGUAGACUUUGUAAAAAAAUACCAUCGAGAGCUAUGACGAAACUGUCUCACGUAAAGACCACCCCAGAAAAGGAAGACCAAGAGUCACCUCUGCGGCUGAGGAUAAAUUCAUCCAAGUCAUCAGCCUCAGAAAUUGCAGGUUAACAGCACCUCAGAUUAGAGCCCAGAUAAAUGCCACACAGAGUUCCAGUAGCAGACACAUCUUUACAUCAACC
Molecule: messenger RNA, 4402 nt
Organism: Haplochromis burtoni (Burton's mouthbrooder)
Lineage: Eukaryota; Metazoa; Chordata; Actinopteri; Cichliformes; Cichlidae
Product: stonustoxin subunit beta
Exons: 4
Coding region: 2684-3538 (284 amino acids)
Molecular function (GO): protein binding
Source: RefSeq, a predicted model, not a curated record